Aspergillus uvarum CBS 121591 is the source of this 1786-nucleotide messenger RNA. Its product is annotated as alpha-mannosyltransferase. Gene Ontology annotation, cellular component: Golgi apparatus. Gene Ontology annotation, biological process: mannan biosynthetic process. Lineage: Eukaryota; Fungi; Ascomycota; Eurotiomycetes; Eurotiales; Aspergillaceae. Bases 127 to 1524 code for a protein of 465 amino acids. The record is from RefSeq and is a predicted model, not a curated record. The transcript has a single exon. Gene Ontology annotation, molecular function: alpha-1,2-mannosyltransferase activity.
CCAAACAGCAAUCUAAGCCUUUUACAAUGAUUGCUAGACAAACGCACAAUUAAAUGAUGGCUGCUGCUGUUAGCCCACAUUGUCAACUCCUUCACCACCCUCUUCGUCCUGGACAGCAUCAAUGCAAUGACCGCUCCCCGCCGGACGAUCCUCGCCUCCCUCCUCUUCAUCCUCAACAUCUGCUACAUCUGGCACAAACUGCCCACCAAGCCCAACCACACACUUGAGCAUCGGCAAUCGCAGCUCUGGCAUCAGCUCUUCCCGCUCCUGACCCAGCAUGCCCCCAACUGCCCACCACCCAUCCUCCACGGCACCGCCGGCACCCACCGAUUCGACUCCGCCAACCCCAUCCCUCGCGAGAACUACAUCAUCAACAGCGAAGCGAUUCUGCGCCCAAUGCAGACCGCACACGGCAGUUUCGUCCACGCCAUCCAGCACACCAAGUUCGGAAUCGCAUACAACCCCGAUACAAGAGGCAUCGUCACCGCAGCCGGAGGAACUUACCUCCCCACCUUCAUGGUGACCCUCAAACUUCUGCGCCGCACCGGCUCGACCCUCCCCGUCGAAGUCUUCAUGAAGGACUCCGCGGAGUACGAGGCUACCGUGUGCGAGACCAUUCUGCCGCCGCUGGGAGCGAAAUGCAUUCUCCUCUCCGACCUCACGCCAGGUCUGGACUUUGAGCGCAUCACCGGCUUCCAACUCAAGGCCCUGGCUAUACUCUUCUCCUCGUUCGAGGAUGUGCUCUGGCUUGACGCGGAUUGCAUCCCGCUGUAUGAUCCCAUUCCGCUGCUUACUUCUGAGCCCUUCACGACGAAAGGGCUUGUGAGCUGGCCCGAUUUUUGGGCUGAUACCGCUAGUCCGCUGUAUUUCGAGGUCUCGCAACAGAAAGAACCGGAUGUGACGGCAAGGGCAGCCAGCGAAGCGGGUAUGCUCCUGCUUUCUAAAAGGUCGCACUUCGGCAUUCUGCUGCUGGCUGUGUAUUAUAACGUAUACGGACCGGAGUUCUACUACCCCCUUCUCAGCCAGGGUGCCCCGGGCGCAGGGGACAAGGAUACCUUCCUCCAUGCUGCGGCCGCCAUGGAGACGGACUUCUACGCGGUGGGCGUACCCCCGGUGGACCUGGGCCGGAUGAAUACAGGCGGCAAGUCGACGGUAGCGCUCAAUUCAGGGUUCAUCCAGGCAGACCCCAUACAGGAUUAUGCGAGGGUCCAUUCGGGCGCAGAGAAUGGUAGUGCUCCGCGGGCGUUUUUCAUUCACGCGGGCAAUCCUGAGUUCAACCCGGGAAAGGAGCUGCUGGGGAGGAAGCUGAAGGGGUUAGAUCGACGGCCGGCCAGGUUGUGGACGUAUCCGCCUGAGGCGUUGGCUCGAGUGGGCUUUGAUGCGGAGAGGGUGUUCUGGGAGGGGACGGUUGCCGUGGCUUGCGAGAUGGGCGAGUUUUUCGAGUCGUGGGAGGGAAAACGGGGGUUGUGCGAGAAGGUACGGGCGCAUUUCACGGAAGUUUUCGCAGAUAAGGUGGGUGAUUAGGGAUCGUUAAUGUUUUAGCCUUUUUGAUCAUUUUGGUGUUUUUGAUUUUGUGUUGGCUCUUUGCAUGUUUGAAGCAUUGUUUUGGAAAAGUCACGAACCCUAGGCUAUUCACAUGUAUUUCGGUGAACUAGUGAGAAGGAAGCAAGGUUACUUCACCGCAGGGCCUAAUUAUAUCAAUACCUGUUUGCUAGCGGCGCUUAUUGACUCGUGCGGUGCUUGAUGAGACCCCACUCCUUGUUAUUGGUCCUUCUCGUGGCAUUGA